UGGAUCUUAUUUUAAGAAACGAAACACAAACCCGCUCGGUUCAGAUACACAACAGCAGGGCUGAGGCUGAGCCAGGAUCCGCCUGCGCGCACCAUUUGGUCAUCAUCGGGCAACGGGCGAGAAUACCGGCUGACCGGGACAUUGGGGAUCCCGCAGCUUAGAAAGAGGGAAACGAAACAAGCAGAGGUCCCGUUUGCGAUUAAAAGUAUCGCAGGGCCAUCCCGUUCCGUUAGCUCAGACACCUUGGACCCUGUUCCUGCGAAAAGCUACGGGCCACCAGCCUCCUCGGCCCCACAUCAAAACAAAAGGAGGAACAGGUCAAAUUUCCCUGUUUCUGGGCAUCAGGUUAGAGUUGCUCGCUUCUUUCGACUUUUCGCCUUUUGGUCUUGCUCAUCAACAGUACAUCCAUUCGACUUUUGCGCCGACUGCUUGCGGAGCACACGACAACUACCGGGUUUACUUACGGCUUGUCCGUACAAGCCACGACAGGAUGGCGUGGGACAAGCUUUCCAUCACCAGGCCCCACCUGGUGUACAUUAUCCUGGGCGGCUUCACCUCUCUGUUCAUGCUGUGUUCCUCCAUUAUCAAGGAGCGCAUGUACAUUGGUGAAGCCACCGUGGCCACUCUCUGCGGCCUCAUCUUUGGCCCUCAUGCUGCCGGGCUUAUAGACCCUAUCGAGUGGGGUAAUAUAGAUAUCGUCACGAUCGAGUUCUCUCGCCUCGUCCUCGUCGUCCAGUGUUUCGCCGUUGGAGUCGAAUUGCCAAAGUUCUACAUGGAAAAGCACUGGAGAUCCGUCACAUUCCUCCUUAUUCCUGUCAUGCUCUGGGGCUGGCUGAUCACCAGCCUUUUUGUCUGGUGGCUGAUUCCACCCCUGAGCUGGCUCGACAGUCUGGUUGUUGCUGCCUGUGUCACGGCUACGGAUCCUGUCCUCGCUUCAUCUGUUGUCGGUAAGGGCAAGUUCGCAAAGCGAGUGCCCAAGCAUUUGCGAGAUCUGCUUUCUGCCGAAUCCGGCUGCAACGAUGGCAUGGCUUUCCCCUUCGUCUACCUUUCUCUUUACCUCAUUCUAGACCACCGUGAGGCCCGAGACGUAUCAUUUCAUUGGAUCGUCUUCACCAUUCUCUACGAGUGCGUUUUCGGCGCCAUCUUUGGCUUCAUGGUCGGCUAUAUCGCACGCCACGGUAUCAAGUAUGCAGAGAGACAUGAGCUUAUCGACCGAGAGAGUUUCCUCGUCUUCUACUUUGUCCUGGCCCUCUUUUGCGCUGGGUCUGGUAGCAUCCUAGGCGUAGAUGAUCUUCUUGUUGGCUUCGCUGCCGGCGUCGGUUUCUCCAAUGACGGUUGGUUCACAAACAAGACGGAGGAAUCCCACGUAUCCAACGUUAUUGAUUUGCUCAUCAACUUGGCAUACUUUGUCUACCUCGGCACCAUCAUUCCUUGGGAGCAGUUCAAUAACUUCGACAUCGGACUGGGCGCUUGGCGCUUGGUCGUUCUCGCCAUCAUGGUCAUUCUCUUCAGACGAAUCCCCAUUAUGAUGGCUCUAAAACCACUGAUACCCGACAUCAAGACAUGGCGCGAGGCUUUAUUUGCUGGUCACUUUGGCCCCAUUGGCGUUGGUGCCAUCUUUGUCGCCAUUCUGGCGCGCGCUGAGCUGGAGCACGAGGAUCCUGUCCCCCUUGCCGAUAUAUCCAACAUCAACCCGAACAAUCCGCACUUCCACCUGAUUCGACUGGUAUGGCCCAUUGUUACCUUCUUGGUAGUGUCUUCAAUCAUCGUCCAUGGCUCAUCAGUCGCCGUGUUUACGCUCGGCAAGCACAUCAACACCCUUACCAUCACCAUGUCAUACACGCAAGCCAAUGAAGAUGGACCUUCCUGGAUGAACCGCUUGCCCCGCAUCACUUCGGUUUCCCGCUCUCAAGCUAGGAACAUGUCGGACACCGAAGAUGAUAUGAAGAUGCCUGAAUUUCCCCCUGGCACGCUGCCACCUACUGGUCUUCCCGGUACCUUUCUGCGUCGCCAGAAGGAAGAGGAUAAAGGUACCGGGCGUCAUGCGGGAAGCCGAUCAUCAUCGGCCAACGGCCGGCGUCGGAGAAAGAGAUGGGAUGACGGGAUCGGACCCGGAGGCCCUAUCAGCCAGUCAGCAAUCUUCCCCCAGCGCCGAAGCCAAAGCGAACAGGCGAUCGCUUCGCCGCACGAUGAGAUGUCUCUCGAGCCAUCUGACACUGCGCGGUUGUCACCUUCGGAUGCCUUGACUACGCGCCGCCGCUCGGUAAGAAAAAGUGAAAAGGAAAGAUCAUCUGAUGAAACCGCCUCUCCUUACGAAGCGAGCCCCACAUCUGGACAGAGGGAUCAGGAACUCGAAUACUAUGACGAGGGCGACCAUGUCAUUGUGGAGGAUCGCGAAGGAAAUGUUCUGGCUGUGGAAUCCUCAGCUACGGGCGAAGGCGAGAAUCCAGUGGAGGCUCUCAAGGAGAAGCUUGAGGCUGAGGCUGGGCCAUCGGGCUGGAGCUAUGACGCCUUGAAGAAGAAGAUUCAGAAUUGGCGUGAUGAAGAAGCGGCAAAGCGCAAGGAAAAGGAGAAGUCUACUAGGAGAAGUGAACCGGCCAGAGCGUACCAGUUUGGUACAACGAUUAUUGUCGAAAACGAAGAUGGCGAGGUUCUCAAGAAGUAUGAACUGCCUUCAGAGAAGCCAGAAAACGAUUUUGUUUCCCAGAGCUUGAAGUACAUGGGUAUCAAGGCUGGGGACAAGGCAAAUGUCGCAGGAGGUGCAGCCGGUGGCGAGGGCUCGGCCACUAGGCCGUCCAAACCAACCAAACGUCCUACGUGGGCUUCGGCCGUGGUUGGUGGUGGCGAUGCAUCGAAAAAGAAAAAUGCGGUGGAAGAACAAGAAGAGGACGAUCGUCAUAUUCGCUUCACUAUUGGUGGUGUUGGCCAACGCAUGAACAAGGAGGACUUCAUCCGGGAGAUGCAGAAGUUGGACAAGAGUACGCGCAAGGAAAUUGUGGACCAGUCCAACGCAUCAAGCGCUGUCAAGAGCCUAGCCAAAGCGGACCUUACGCCUAAGCAGCUACAGCAACCGCAGCCGGUACAGCGCAGAGGAUCUCCCGCUGGAUCUGUCAAGUCCAGCCACAGCAAGGAUAGCCUCACAAGACAAGGGCGUCCUGAGAAGUCGGAGAUGAUGAGCGGAGGUAGCAAUGCUGAACGCAGCGAAUCACCAUCGAUGUCGAGGUCAAGGUCGAGGUCGAGGUCGAGGUCGAGGUCGCCAUCGCCUCUCACGGCAGAGGGCGGAUCAGCAGCUCCAAGCAGAGACGUUCCGGAAACAGCAGCAGAGCGGAGACGUAGGCUGGCGGUGCUCCAGAGCGUUGGAGAUGAUAGAGAAGGGGAACAGGGUGAGACACCAGCGGAAAGACGGCGCAGAGAAGCUGCUCUGGGCAUGUUUCCGGGCGCAGCUGAGGACGAGGAUAGCGAGGAUGAUGAUACCCCCAGGAUCCCGCCACCGAGGAGAGGGAUCAGGUUCGCGGAGCCGACCAGGCGAGAGACAUGAGUUAAAUGAUUGACUGACUUGGUGAAUAAUGUUUGGUAUGAGGACUGAGCAUGAAUGGGUUCUGUAUAUGCCCACGGACGAUAAAGUGGAAGAGUAAUGAGAUGCAGCGAGUUGUUUGAGUUUUUGAUGUUUGUUCUUUUAAAUAGAUAUUUUGAGCGAGAAGUGUACAUGCAGCGCCGGCAGUACCAAGGAUGGCAUUGACAAUGUUGGCUGACUGGAAUAUGACCAUGUGCGUAGUUGCGUGAACUCGAAAAACAUAGUUGGUUUUGGGAUCCAUCUCCUUGACAACGAUUACAUUGCACAUACCAUCACUGCAGUGGUGGGAAAAAGGGGGGAAGUUGGAAAAUCUGGGGAAGUACAUGUGCUAUGUACCUAACUGCCUAAUCCUCGGUCCCGUGACUGAAGCGUAC
Messenger RNA from Neurospora hispaniola, 3948 nucleotides. Its product is annotated as alkali metal cation/H+ antiporter Nha1 C terminus-domain-containing protein. Gene Ontology annotation, biological process: proton export across plasma membrane; regulation of membrane potential; intracellular potassium ion homeostasis. Gene Ontology annotation, cellular component: plasma membrane. NCBI's taxonomy places the organism in Eukaryota, Fungi, Ascomycota, Sordariomycetes, Sordariales, Sordariaceae. The record is from RefSeq and is a predicted model, not a curated record. Gene Ontology annotation, molecular function: sodium:proton antiporter activity. Bases 491 to 3538 code for a protein of 1015 amino acids. The transcript is spliced from 2 exons.